This is a messenger RNA of Nymphaea colorata (pocket water lily), 747 nucleotides long. RefSeq lists its product as uncharacterized. Lineage: Eukaryota; Viridiplantae; Streptophyta; Magnoliopsida; Nymphaeales; Nymphaeaceae. The transcript has a single exon. The record is from RefSeq and is a predicted model, not a curated record. The coding region runs from base 206 to 475 and encodes 89 amino acids.
UCUCUCUCUCGCUCGCGUGCUCUCUCUGUCUCUUUCUCCGUUGAUCGAAUUGGCCCUAGGUUGGCGCAGGAUGCCUCGUCCUGAAGCCUAGAUCUGCGGAAUCGGCCCCUUCUCAGCCGUGAACCUUCAUGAGUUUAGGACGAAGGAAGGAGGAGGAGGAGGAGGAGGUGGUGGUGGUGGUGGGGGUGGGGGUGGGCGGGGGAAGAUGGUGUUCAAUGGCUUCCUGAUCGUUUCCGUCGCGUCGUGGUCGGCAGAUGCUUGCCAGUAUAUCUCCUGCAACCCUGAGCGCCUCCCCACUGCCCAGGUCUUCCACCUCCUCUGCUGCGUUCCCCUGCAGCAGAUCCGCAGGCUCGCCGUUUGCCUCUGGUCCAUCCUCUGCAACCCCAACUCCCAGUUCUUCUCCGAUUCAUCUUCCGACGAUUCCGACAUCGGUUCUGAUGCCGGCGACUACUAUGAGGACUCGCACUCCGAUUGAUAUGCUCGCGAUCGACUCCUCUUUGUCGCUUCGUUGUUGCUUCCUUCUUCUUCUUCUCCUAAGGCUCGUAACAUAGAGGUUUUUUGAUGAAUCAACAUCCGUCCUGAUCCUUGUUGUUGUUUAUAGCUUGAGUGAGACUUGUCUCUAUGGGAAAUUGAGUUUCCCUUCCGUUCUUUUCAUCUUACGUCCGUUUUUGAUGUAUUAUAAGUGCCAUUUGUAUGAAUAAGAUGAUUAAUCUGUUUAGGUGAUUCUUCUCGUUUGUGUUGUUGUUA